This is a messenger RNA of Mesorhabditis belari, 1170 nucleotides long. Lineage: Eukaryota; Metazoa; Nematoda; Chromadorea; Rhabditida; Rhabditidae. The record is from the annotation of a GenBank genome assembly.
AUGGCUACAUCACGCCUAUCAAAAGGGUUCGCGCGGGCUCUCCAUUUGACUCCAUCAUCAUGGGCCCCCGAGACGGUCAACCGUGAGAUGAAACAUUUCCGAUCUGCGAUCACGCCUGCCGCACAGAAAAUGCCAGGCCGUUACGGAGGACGUCAUACAGUUACUGCUCUCGCUGGGGAUGGGAUCGGCCCCGAAAUGAUGGAGCAUGUUAAAGGAAUCUUUGCCCUUGCUCAUGUUCCCGUGGACUUCGAAGAGUUAAACCUAAACUCAUCUAACAUCAAACAAGGAGAGAAUGAUUUACAAGAAGCUAUUACUUCAAUCCAAAGAAAUGGUGUUGCAUUAAAGGGAAAUGUUGAGACAAAAUUUGAUGACCCUGCUUUCAAGUCUCGUAACAUGGAGCUGCGCAAACAGCUUGAUCUCCGUGCUAAUGUCCUUCAUUGUUCCACAGUUCCAACAGUUCCAAGCCGGCACACCGGAAUCAACAUUAUCAUGAUUCGCGAGAACACCGAAGGAGAAUAUUCUGGCCAAGAACAUACGUGUGUGCCUGGAGUCGUUGAAUCUCUUAAGAUUGUUACGCGCGAACGAAUUGAGUGGAUUUCCCAUUUUGCCUUUGACUAUGCUCUACGACAUGGACGAAAGAAAAUUACUGCCGUUCACAAAGCAAACAUUCAAAAACUUGGCGACGGCUUAUUCCUCAAGGUUGUUAAUGAUGUUUCUAAACUGUAUCCCCAAAUCAAGUGCGAUUCAAUGAUUGUGGACAACGCAUCUAUGCAACUGGUUGCAAAGCCACAGCAAUUUGAUAUCAUGUUGAUGCCGAACCUUUAUGGCAACAUUAUUUCCAACAUUGCGUGUGGUCUUGUUGGUGGCCCUGGCCUAGUCUCGGGAGUGAAUAUUGGAAAUGAUUAUGCCGUUUUUGAGACGGGCACACGUAACACUGGAUCAUCGCUUAUUGGAAAAGAUAUCGCCAAUCCCACAUCAUUCCUUCGUGCUUCUGUAGACAUGCUGAAGUAUCUCGGCUUGUCGGAACAUGCUGAUAUGAUUAGCGACGCUAUUUUCCGUACACUUACUGAGCGAAUGGUUCACACCCCAGAUAUUGGUGGCAAACACAAGACUUCUGACAUGAUUCGUUCUGUGCGCGAUUACCUUCAGGAGGAAAUGGAUUUGCGUAAA